GUUCAAAGGGAAGAGGCAAGGACUCCAGGGUCUCACCGCCCUCGCAGCCAAUGAGGAGCCCAGGGGAGGAGCCUGGCCAGCUCUGCCUGGUGAGAGGCUUGCCCCCAGUAGAUGCGGUGGAGUUUGAGCUUUGCUGCAUCCGUCACUGAAGAACAAAAUAAGAGUAGAGGAGACAGGCUGAAGAGCAUGGGAGGCGGUGGGGUUUUCUGAAACGUUUGCUGGGCUUUCCGCGGAGCAUGAGCUUUUAAACCAAAUUCUUUUAAAAGAAACUCAUCCGUGUGGCUGGGAAAAUGAUACAUAUGCUAAAUGCAGCAGCCUACCGGGUGAAAUGGACCAAAUCCGGUGCUGCUAAGAGGGCUGCCUGCCUGGUGGCUGCGGCAUAUGCUCUGAAAACCCUCUAUCCCAUCAUUGGCAAGCGUUUAAAGCAGUCUGGCCACAGGAAGGAAGAAGCAGCCGCUUACCCUCCUACAGAGAACAGAGAAAUACUGCAUUGCACAGAGAUCGGCUGUAAAAAGCCUGCGCCCGGACUGAAUGCAGAAUUUUUCAAACAGCUACUAGAACUUCGGAAAAUCCUCUUUCCAAAACUUGUGACCACUGAAACAGCAUGGCUCUGCCUCCACUCGGUGGCUCUCAUUUCAAGAACAUUUCUUUCUAUCUAUGUGGCUGGUCUGGAUGGAAAAAUCGUGAAAAGCAUCGUGGAAAAGAAGCCUCGGAGUUUCAUCAUCAAAUUAAUCAAGUGGCUUAUGAUUGCCAUCCCUGCCACCUUUGUCAACAGUGCUAUCAGGUACCUGGAGUGCAAACUGGCUCUGGCCUUCAGAACUCGCUUGGUAGACCAUGCCUAUGAAACCUAUUUUGCAAAUCAGACUUACUAUAAGGUGAUAAAUAUGGACGGGAGGCUGGCCAACCCGGACCAGUCCCUUACUGAAGACAUUAUGAUGUUCUCACAAUCUGUGGCUCACUUGUAUUCCAACCUUACCAAACCUAUUUUAGAUGUAAUCCUAACUUCCUAUACUCUCAUCCGGACUGCUACAUCCAGAGGAGCAAGCCCAAUAGGGCCCACCCUGUUAGCAGGACUUGUGGUGUAUGCCACUGCUAAAGUGCUGAAAGCUUGCUCUCCCAAAUUUGGUACACUGGUGGCCGAGGAAGCUCAUAGGAAAGGCUAUCUGCGGUAUGUUCACUCCAGAAUCAUAGCCAAUGUGGAAGAAAUUGCCUUCUACAGAGGACAUAAGGUAGAAAUGAAGCAACUACAGAAAAGUUACAAGGCUUUAGCUUAUCAGAUGAACCUUAUUUUGUCCAAGCGUUUGUGGUACAUCAUGAUAGAACAGUUCCUGAUGAAAUACGUGUGGAGCAGCUGUGGACUAAUUAUGGUGGCAAUACCUAUUAUCACGGCAACAGGCUUUGCAGAUGGUGAUCUGGAGAAUGGUCCAAAGCAGGCUAUGGUUAGUGAUCGGACAGAAGCCUUUACCACUGCCCGGAAUUUAUUGGCCUCUGGAGCUGAUGCUAUUGAAAGAAUUAUGUCUUCAUACAAAGAGAUCACUGAACUAGCAGGCUAUACUGCUAGAGUAUACAAUAUGUUCUGGGUCUUUGAUGAAGUGAAAAGGGGCAUUUAUAAGAGAAACGUCACUCAGGAGCCUGAAAAGCAUGGCAAGAGUGGAGAUGACACCCUCAGCGACACCCUGGCAAUUAAAGGAACAGUUAUUGAUGUGGAUCAUGGAAUCAUAUGUGAAAAUGUGCCCAUAGUUACACCAGCAGGAGAAGUGGUGGCUUCCAGGCUGAACUUCAAAGUAGAAGAAGGGAUGCAUCUUUUGAUUACGGGUCCCAAUGGCUGUGGGAAAAGCUCUCUCUUCAGAAUCUUAAGUGGGCUAUGGCCUGUGUAUGAAGGCAUCCUCUAUAAACCACCUCCACAACACAUGUUUUAUAUUCCACAGAGGCCAUACAUGUCUCUUGGAAGUCUACGUGAUCAAGUCAUCUAUCCCGAUUCAGUGGAUGACAUGCAUGAAAAAGGGUAUACUGACCAAGACCUAGAAGGCAUUCUGCACAGUGUCCACCUCUACCACAUAGUGCAAAGAGAAGGAGGAUGGGAUGCUGUUAUGGACUGGAAAGAUGUCCUAUCAGGAGGAGAAAAGCAGAGAAUGGGUAUGGCACGGAUGUUUUAUCAUAAACCCAAGUAUGCGUUGCUGGAUGAAUGUACCAGUGCUGUGAGCAUUGAUGUUGAAGGAAAAAUAUUUCAGGCUGCUCUAGGGGCUGGGAUUUCCUUGCUGUCCAUAACACACAGACCUUCUCUGUGGAAAUACCACACUCAUUUAUUACAAUUUGAUGGCGAAGGAGGUUGGCGCUUUGAACAGUUGGACACUGCCAUCCGCUUAACAUUAAGUGAAGAAAAACAAAAGCUAGAGUCUCAACUAGCUGGAAUUCCCAAAAUGCAGCAGAGACUCAAUGAACUAUGUCAAAUUUUGGGAGAAGAUUCGGUGUUGAAAACAAACCAAAAUGAAGAGGAUACACUCUGAUUUAUCUUGCCAUGCUUUAAGCUAACUUUAAGGUAAAGCCCUGGAGACUCUCUUUACUGCAUGCAGUAUGUUAAGUGCAAAGAAAGCAAGCCAGCAAAAAGUGUUUCGUAUGAUUUCAGUGUCAAGGAAGUAUACAGUAACUUUUCAAAAGAAAAAAAAAAAAAGGUGAAUGCAUUAAUCGAGAUUAGUCUUGACUUCUACUAAUGCCUAAAUGAAAGGCAAACUCACCUAUAAAACAGGACCUUCUACGUCAAUGCGUGUGGUCUGAUGUUCUUCAUAUUCGAGAAAGCCCCAAAAUAAAACAAUAAGGGAAGCACCUGAAUUGACAUCAGGUGUGCAGAAUUAGAACACUGGGUGCUGUUUCAGCUCACUCACCACCGAUGGGAAGUGCAACACCUGAAAUCCAUAAUCCCUAUAGCUGGUGGUCAGCUAAACUGUGUACAAAAUGACAAAACUGUGUACAAUAUGAGAAACAAAUGUAUUUUAAUGACAGUGGUUUAAAACAGGCAUGGCUAGACAAGUACAAAGUACUGUAUAUAAAAUUUUCAGACGUUGUGCAGCUUAAUACACAAACAAUUAACUUUAAUGAGUGUUGUACAUAUUUAUUUAAAAACCCUUUUAUUUUUAAAAAGAGGAUUGAUUGUUCACACAGAAGAGGAGGAUCCCAGCAAUGCUCAUCCGGGCUGUGCUUGUCUCUGCAGUGGCAUCUACUUCAAUUCUUAUGCAGAAAUACUGCUUGUUUGAUGGCCAGAGAAGCAUUUUAAAAACUUGAUUACCAUCCUAAAUAUGGAUCCUGGAGUUCAUAGUUAUUUCCACAUUCAUCUCACUUUACUCUGCCUUUGAGGCAGUCUUUUGAGGCAUCUAAUUUUUGCUCAUUUGUUUCUGAGAAAACAGACACUCACGAUUAUUUUAAUCAUGUGACUUGGAAGACAUGUAGAGAUCAGAUGAAGUUCAUGACUCUCUGAUUCAGUGCUGUUACCACUAUUGUCCCCUCAAUUUAACUGGGCUAUAAUAUCAACAAAAAAAAUGAGAUGAGCCAGGUAGGUGGCCAGAAGUGGAAUUGUAGGCAGAACAGGGAUAAAGGAAAAGUUAAAGUAGAUAAAUAAAUACAAUUGAGGGUAUGGAGAAAUGACACUUGCUUCUCUAACAGGGGACCUGAAUUUUGUUGCCAGCACCCACAUGGUGGCUCCUAAACUAUGUCUAAUUCCAUUUCCAGGGGGUCUGAUGCCCUCUUCUGGCCUCCAAGGGCCCUGCAUGCAUGUGGUACUCAUACAGAUAGAUAUUCAGGCAAAAACACUCACAUCCAUAGCAUUAAAAAAUAAAUAAAUUUGAAAGAUAGUAAAGAUAUUGAAAAUUGGCAAUAUUAGUAUUAUUAUUAAGCUAGUGUUUACAAGAAAUGAAAAAUGGGUGGGAAAUGGAAUGAUCAUGGCUGUUUGACUUUAAACGAACUUAGGCAGUCAGCACACUGCAGCUAUAUAUGUCUCCUCGAUGUGGGGGUAUCUGCAGCAUCAGCAAUCAGAAGGGCAGUACAUCAUACUCCCGAUAAGUUUCAUGUUACUGAAUAUGAUGAGACACAAUCUACAUGAGUAGGUCAUAUGAAAUAGAUCUGAUCUGUUUGUGUGCAUGUGAGUACCCAGCAUAACUGAUACUUUAAUUUCAUCCUCUCAGGCAUGAUGAUGUACGAAACAUUGAGAGGACUAGUUAUAGUGGCUUAGGAUUUUGUUUGCAUAUUUAGACAUCAUCUUAGCAGAUGCUCAUCUGUCAUGGACUAUUUUGGAGACUGACUACCUGGAAGCCAUCCACAAUGAUUGCUAGAAGAAACUGCAGUGUUUCCAACCAUUCAAAUCCACAGAAUCUGGACAAUUUGAAUUACCAGUAAAUGCAACCACUGUACACGAAGUAAUAGAAUAUGAGGUCAUAAUCAGUAGUUUUUCUUUUGUCUAGUACUACUACUUCUACUAGGAAUAUGAGGCAAAAACUAAAGAUUUUUUUUGGAGAAAGUAUGGGACUAGAAGGUGACACUUGUAUUUUAAAACAAUUCCCUUGUCUUUAAAAGGAACAAGUUAUAGUACUAAAGAGGAAAUGUUUGAAGCAAGUAUCCUACAUUAGCUUUUAAAGGCAUCAGAGGAAAAUUAAAAGUUCACAUUUGAAACUAUAAUUUUCAUAAUUUAAAAUGAAACCAUUUAAGACCUGCUGUGUACAGAUUUUCUGAAUUUCUUUUUCUGAGACCAAAUAUCCUGUCAUGGAGGGGGACUCUGAUGUAAACAACAUUCUUUCCAAAAUAGGAGGGCAGAGCUGAUAUUCCAACAGGCACACUUGUGAAAACAUGGAGACCCCUGAGCCAUCUUCUUCUUUGAACAUAAAAAAGAAUGAAUAUGGAAAAUGAAGUAUAACUUCAACUGUCCAACUUUCUUUCCCUCGGAGAAUGUAUAACUUUAUGGAGCUUGAUUAUUUGGAGGUUAGCUCACAAUCUGCCUUCCAUAUAAAUGUGACAUUCUAUCUCUGCAGCACACUAAUAGCAUGCCAAGAAAGAGUCUGUGUGCACUCUCAUAGGCAGGAUAUUCUAUACAAUGCUCUUGAAUUGCAAGGUGAUGACCUAACUUGAAAUCCAACCCAAAUUAUCCAUGUUUAUCCAGGAAUUGUUUUCCUUUGAUGGUAAUUUAACUGCUGUCCCAACUUUUGGUGUGUCAAAAAAGGCAUAGACAAAUGUGUUGGGUUUUAUUUGAGUCAUUACUUCCAAGGAAAAGUGUGUAUUUGUGAAAGGCAUAGCUUAUCUUGAUGUUCAGAAUAGUUUUUGCCUGUGUAUCCCCAAAAGCUUGUUGUGUGGUAGAACCGAAACCCAGAGGAAGUUACAUGCUUAGAGAUGUGAUAAACGUGGUAAAAGUUAUUAAACUAUUUAUUUAAAGAGA
Messenger RNA from Phodopus roborovskii (desert hamster), 5416 nucleotides. RefSeq names its product ATP binding cassette subfamily D member 2 (gene Abcd2). Gene Ontology annotation, cellular component: peroxisomal membrane. Gene Ontology annotation, biological process: very long-chain fatty acid catabolic process; peroxisome organization; fatty acid beta-oxidation. Gene Ontology annotation, molecular function: long-chain fatty acid transmembrane transporter activity; ATP binding; ATP hydrolysis activity. Bases 291 to 2507 code for a protein of 738 amino acids. The transcript is spliced from 10 exons. The record is from RefSeq and is a predicted model, not a curated record. Lineage: Eukaryota; Metazoa; Chordata; Mammalia; Rodentia; Cricetidae.